This is a messenger RNA of Liolophura sinensis, 4962 nucleotides long. Its product is annotated as tectonin beta-propeller repeat-containing protein 2-like. NCBI's taxonomy places the organism in Eukaryota, Metazoa, Mollusca, Polyplacophora, Chitonida, Chitonidae. The coding region runs from base 398 to 4951 and encodes 1517 amino acids. The record is from RefSeq and is a predicted model, not a curated record. The transcript has 15 exons. Gene Ontology annotation, molecular function: protein binding.
UAACUCUCACCCAUAGAAAUGUGGUUGAGUGGGUAUACAUGUAUGCCUACAUGUAAAGUAUACAUUGACAUGCAAGUAAAGUAAUUAUUUUUUCAGUGCAGACUUUGUGACUGAUCCAUAUGUUGUUCUGUCAAACUACCAAUACAUUUGUAAGAUUGUCAGUGAAAGGUAUGGUCUGCCAUGUUUAUUCCUGGAAUGCCCGUUUCCUCCGCCCAUGAACAUGACCUAUGUUAAAAGUAAGUGAACAAAUCUUGAGUACGGCAUUUAAACAUCGAGGGAAAGAAAAAUUUUAUUAUUGUACAAUUUAAUUUUUGUAGAUGUUGGAGUAGCCUUGUUGUGAAUUUGCCAGCAUACUGUAUUUUUUGAAAUUGCUCAGAGAUGACAUCAGCCAGCAGUGAUGGCAGAAAGAUUGGUGCCAUCUGAGACUACCACCCCAGCUUUGCUUCGUGAACAUGCUCAACUUACCACUUUGUUGGGAAAGCUUCCGAAGAAGGCGCAGCGAGGAUUGAUGACCUAUGUAGACAUCACACUGACAUGUGUGGAUGCCAACAAGGCAUUCAUUGCUUUGGGGAGCAGUGUGGGUUUGGUGUUCCUAUAUAACAGGGCCAAAGAAACUGUGGACAGGCUCCGCUGUAAGUCCUACAAGGAUGUGGUGAAGUGUGUGAAGCUACACUGGGGUAUAGAGCAACAACUGGCUGUGGGCACAGCCUCAGGAGAUGUGUACCUAUUCCAGAUCCCAUCCCAGGGGGCGGCACCCAGGGCAGUCGGCAAACAGUUACAGGAAUUCUGUCUGGACCUUCAUCAGUCUCCUGUGACUUAUGUACACUGGAGCCCAAACGGGAUGAAGCUGUUCAGUGGAAGUGAGGCUGGAAAAGUCAUCUCUACAGAGGUGGAUUUUUAUGAGGGUCAAAGUAAGUCAACUGAAGUUGUCAAGGAACAUGAUCCGAUCGUUCAGCUAGAUUACACCAAAAAAACUCUGCUGGUAUCCACAACGACCAGAACUCUCCUCUGUGUGACAGAUAACAAUAACCAGCUGAUCCAAGUCGGACAGAAAGAGAGGAAAAUUCAGGGUCAUUUCGGGACCUGCUAUGCAGAUGGGGUGACUAAAGCGGAUACGUUCCUGUAUGCAGCUCGACCUAGCCAGAGGCUGUGGAAGGCAGAUCUCUCUGGUACUGUCAACUCCACCUACAUAUUCAAAGAGCUAUUAAGUGCUCCACACACAGAGAUCCCACUUCUGCACAACGAGACGCAGAAUUCAGUCCCUUGGUCAGAGUUCCAGUUUCAGAAGCUGGCAUUGCUGGGCAAUGGCUGUGUGCUGACUUGGAGUCAGAAUUGUCUGUGUGUACUUGACCCAUCUAAAAACGUGAUAGUAGGAAGUCAGAAUCGUAUGGGAGAGUUGCUGGAUGUGGCAGCCUGCACAGACGAGGUAUUUGUUCUCAGACAAGGCUGCGAGUACAACCUGAUCCGCCUGGGAGAACAGCCAGAAAACAUACACCUCACAAGUCAUGUUCCAAGUCCAGUGCCAAGUCCAGUGCCGUCUCCUGUCCACCUCGCCAAGCUGUCACGGGGCGCCUCACCUGUAAACCUGCCAGUCCAUGAUCGAGAAACCAAAAACAGGUCACCGUUCAACUUCUUACAAAAAAACAUCUUCAAAAAGUUGCACAGCGGGAGUGACAAGGAGCUUGGUGUAGCUGUAGGUGUGGAGAUGGAUGUUGAACCUGCCAAGACUGUCUUUAGUAGUGAGUGGGGCCCUGAGAGGGAAUCUGUCCCUCAGCUUUUAGAGUUUAGUGCUGCAGCCCCUGGACGGUCCUCGGAACACAGUGGUGUCGUGACCCCUAAACCCCAGAGCCCCCCCAAGCGUACCAAACCUCCCACCCAGGACCAAGAUGACUCAUACUUGCCUCCAGUUGUCACCCUGGGGGAAGCACCUAGUAUUCAGCUGUAUGACCAAGGUGUUAACCCUCUAUCUGCCAGUGACAGCACAGAUAACAGAGCCUGGGAGAGGCCUUGUUUGGCACAGUCUUCCCAGGAUACCCCAGCCUUCUCAACACAAGGUUCAGCACUAACAAGUUCUCGUGAACCCAGCCCUAAGCCAUUCACAGCCUCAAACCUGCAGGACUUUGGGGAUGAAAUCGUCUUCCCAAAAGCCAAACCCAAGAAAGGGAAGAGGAAAGGAAAAUCAGGGAAAUCCAAUACUGAUGUGACAGAGAAAGCCUCUGAUCUGAGUCAAGAGAGUGAUUCAGGAGGUAGUAAACUUAGCCUGGUGCAAGAAGAUGAACCAAGGUCAAAGGCCACUGCAGAGGUUACAGGUCAGGGGAAGUACACAAAACUCAGUGGGAGUGAGAUGUCAUCAGGCUCUGUCUCGGUGUUAGAGAGACAGUUAAAAUCUGGCGAGAGUCUGGAGAGUGAGAACAAGUCAGCGGGUAAACAGGCUGGGGGCUAUGAUAUGAGAAAUGUUGAAAAAAGUGAUGUGACGGGUGUAGAAAAAGUUGGUGCUGCACAUAAACAAAAUGAUGUGACUCACAAAGGAACUGAUGAGGUGACAAACAAAGGAACUCAUGAUGAGGCAAACAAAGGAAGUCCUAAUGUGACAAUCAAAGGAACCCCGGAUGCGACAAAAAAAGAUAAUGAUGAUGUGACAGAUAGUGGUAUCCAUCUUGGUACAAAUCAGUGUGACACUGUUGUUCCAAACUUUCUCAGUCAACAGGCAGAUGGCUUAACAAAACCAAAAUCAGUGAGUGAUUCACUUAAACCUACUCCCACAACUGCCAUGCCGGUCACAAAGGAGGGCAUGUCCAGUUCUUCCUCAGAAACUGCUGCAGGAAAAGCCAGUAAUUUACCUGCAGUUACCAUUACUCCAGACAAAGAUACCAGGAAUUUGCCAUCCACAAAAGACAGUCACAGACAAAUCCAAGAUAGGAGUGAUACACUUGUGCAAGAUCAGCUCCAGCAGGGAUCUUUGACACUCAACUUAAGACAUGGCGCUGGACGCCCUCUAACCACAGAAGACAUUUAUGAUAAAUAUGGAUCCUGGCACAAUCAGCCUGUUAAGGAGGGUGUCAAGCCAUCAGAAGAAAUCCCUGACAAUAAUAUCCAACAGACUGUGGUGAGAGAGGAACCAGAGGUGGAGGCACAAGUGGAGUCUGUUCGUGCUGAGGCUCUACCUUACACAGACUUGUGGGCACAGCUCCCCAGCCCUGGGGUCAUACAGAGCCUGUCGCUCUCCUGCACCCACGUGUGGAUGACGGACAAAGAUGAACACAUCUACUACAGCUCUCUGUCAGGCCCUGGUCUCAGCUGGAAAAAGAUCAACGUCUCUGGGAAACAGAUUGCAGUCUCACCGAAUGGUAGCAUUCUGUGGAGGGUACAUUGUAACAAGGCCUACGCUGCCACCAAAAUCACAGGCAAGAAACCGGACGGGACGAAAUGGAUUGAAGCGGUACGAGACGUGGCCUUCAUUGCAUUAGACAAUACAAUGUGCUGGUGCGUUAAGGUCAGCGGAGAGGUCAAAGUUCAGUGUGAGCUGAGGCGAGAUCGCACUACCCACAAAAUAAAGGACGUGCCCUGCAAACACAAGCUGCGUCAGAUAGCGUGCCUGGAGGGAGUGAUCUGGGCAGUGACUGAUGAAUGUCAGUUGUUGGCCAGGUCAGGGGCCACAGACACAGAACCAUAUGGGACAGAUUGGACUCUACAACAUAGUGAGAAAGAUGGUGUGGCAUUCUGGUGUGUGGCUCUAGGACCCAACAGAGUGGGCUGGGCUAUGGAUGUGUUGAAACGGAUCUGGUUUUGUAUGAAUGUCACCAGAGACCGGCCAUUUGGUGAUGAAAAGUGGUGGCAGGUGUCCAGAAGUGAGUUUGUGGUUCAGGACCCAACAGCUGUGGACAAACUGAAGAUGUUUGCAGGGAUAUUUGACCUUCAGAGGAUAGUGCGAGAACUGGGCGCCCAGCAGGGGGGCUUGAUUGCCUGUGAGGAUUCUGGCACAUGGGUGUGCACCCAACAGGAAAAGGGCAUCCAGGUGUGCCGCAGUGCUGUGCUAGGCAACCACUGGCAAGAGACUCACCUGUUGGGUAUGGCCUCCUCUACCAGCUGGAAACAUUUGUCAGCAGGCAAUGCUCAUCUGUCUUACGGCUCUGUAUGGGCACAGCAGCCUAAUGGAGAACUGUUUGCCUUCCCGACACACUCAUUCCACUUCACCAAGGUGGACUCCCCUGGCCUGCACACCUAUUUCACCUGUCUAUCUGUGAGCAGGGAGGCUGCUUGGGGGCUUACUGCUGAUGGGGAUGUGUUUAUCAGGACAGGAAUGGGCCCACACUGUCCCUUAGGAGCUAGCUGGCUGCAGCAGGACCUAACGCAGAUAGGUGAGGCUCACAUAGUGAGUAUCAGCUGUGGUUCUCAGACGGUCUGGGCCGUGGACUCUGAUGGUCAGGUGUUUCAGAGAUUGGGGGUAAGGCCAGCCUCUAGCUACCAGCUUAACCCUGCCUGGUUACCAAUCCCCUCAAGGGCAGCCAUUUUCUUCACACAUGUUGCCACGGGCCCUGAGGACUUCAUGGUCUGGGCUUUAGACAACCAUAGACAGGUGUAUGCCCGUAUUGGCGUGACUGACCUGAUGCCUAUAGGCAAGGAGUGGGUCCAUGUACCAGGAAUCCAGGCUAAUGAGCUAAGUGUGAGCCAGCAGAACGUCUGGGCCUUAGCCCUGACCGGAGAGCUCUACUGUAGACGAGGCAUUCAGAAGACGUGUCAGGUGGGGGAUUACUGGCAGAAAAUUCCCACGAACGGCACUCUGGUCACUAUCUCAGUUGCAGCUGAUGAUGACUUGUGGGGUAUCAGUGGGGAGGGGAAGCUGUUCCACCGCACCACCCAGCUACUGCCUUGUCAUAAGCGCGCCACAGCUGGCAGACAGGUGUCACUAAGUGUCGGCAGCACGGAGGAGGGCGAGUGGGAGUUCUUGUGACGCACCGAAGA